UUUGUGAAGAAACCAGGGUGUUAAUGGUACAGGAUUGGGUACCAUUGGAUGACUCUGGCUGUCAGUAAAACCCAGGGAUGCCUGUGGGGGAAAAAAAGUACAAAAAGGUAAAGAUAUUUGAGAAAUGAGACUAGGAAACAGGUUUAAAUCGGUCUUGUUCUUAAGAUGGGUAUUUGUUUUGUUAGCAACUUUUAAAUAUGUAUUAUAAAAAUAGUAAUUUUUAAGAAGCUUGAUAUUAAGAGUCUAAAGGAGUCUAGCAUAGGAAGGAGCUGAUAGUUAGAAAAAAGAAUUAAAGACUAGUCAGAAAGAAAAGCUGGAGAACUCUUUUCUGACCUCUUAUUCUACAGGUGAUUUACAGGAUACAGCAAUGGAAACCUGGUCAGUUGAUCAGGUCUGCAGUUGGUUAGUGGAGAAAAACCUAGGAGAGCUAGUUCACAGAUUCCAAGAGGAAGAAGUCAGUGGGGCCGCACUUCUAGCCCUUAAUGACCGAAUGGUUCAGCAACUGGUAAAGAAAAUUGGGCACCAGGCUGUUCUGAUGGACUUAAUUAAAAAAUAUAAGUGGAAUACUCAAGGACUGAAGUCUCCUGGAAGCCCCAAAGAGACAGCCAUGGUCACACAAACAGAAGCAACCCCAGAUUACAGGGAUGAGGAGUCCUCCAGUCCAGCCGGCCGUGGGAAGCUGGUGCCAUCUUUCUGUCCAACCGGAAACCUUGAUAACGGACUAAUUGACCAAAGAGUGUUGAAACAGAGAAGAAACGUGAAACAUGUUCUAGCAAGGAACAAAGCAUUCCAGUGGAUGAAGUCCUAUGUUUUACCAGAGUUUCCCUAUGAUGUCAAAUGCAUGUUAGCACAGCAGAAAUGCCCUGAUCACAGCAUGAGAAUAAGGAUGAUUGAGUUUCUCCAGGCUGACAUGACUAAGUAUCUGGAAGGUUCACUGUACCCCUCCACCCAGCAGUACAACGACGUGGUCAAUGCCCUGCUGCGGGCCCACCCUUUCCUGGACGAGGACGGCUGUGGCUUUUUUUUAUGGAAACGAGCCCUCAAAGAUCGCUUUAAAUAUGUUCGAAGACCCAUAGAAGAUGAUGAACAAGUGAUGAGAAACAAGUGUAAAUUUGGACAUCGAAGAGGCCAGACCAGGAGAUCUCUUGCUGAUACAAGAUUUGAUAAAAUUAAACUUGUCCAGAUAAAAGAAGAAGCUGUUUGCUUAGAUUCUGAGGUAGAUGAACAUAUUCAUUGGUUCCAGCAAGAAUACGUGAAAACGGAAAAGGACUGGAGAGAAAUUGACAAGAGGAUGAGCCAGACUUUGGAAAUAAGAAGAAAGAUGAUUGGCAGCCGAACCCCUCUGAAGAACAUUCUUAAACUGUUUCCUUUCUUAAAGUACCCUUAUCAGAUGUUCAAAGAAUUUCAGCUUCUUACAAGAACAGAUAUUUAUAAGAAAACAAGGCAUAUCUUGGAAUCCUAUUCAGAAAAUAUACUGACUGCUUUUUCAGUGGUGGACAAUCCAAUCAAUAUUGCACUGCAAGAAAAAAUGAAACAGUAUGCAGACGAAGACAGGUUGACAUAUAUGAAGAUGACAGCCGCAUGCUUACUCCUCCCGGAUGUUUUUGGGGAUGAUCCCAGCCUUUUUGUCGUUGUGAAUGGAAAGGUGCGAGCGUCCACACCUGUGUUAAAAGUUAAAGACCCCUUUAACAUCGGGAUCUGUGAAUUUUUUCUCUAUCUAGAAAGAGAGAGGCUUGCCAAGGUGGGCGAUUGUGUUACAGCUGUGGCCGCGCUCAUAGCUGCCUUUCAUGUAUUUGGAAUUCAGUGUCCAAAAAGACUGUCCCAAACGCUCAAAUUCCUAGAAACGUUGAUUUUUGAUAUACACAGUCCCUAUUUUCCUUCUUUGAAAGAAAAGGAAAAGGAAGUAUCACUUCACCACCCAACCACUUAA
Carlito syrichta (Philippine tarsier) is the source of this 1930-nucleotide messenger RNA. RefSeq names its product sterile alpha motif domain containing 3 (gene SAMD3). Gene Ontology annotation, molecular function: protein binding. The transcript has 10 exons. Bases 368 to 1930 code for a protein of 520 amino acids. NCBI's taxonomy places the organism in Eukaryota, Metazoa, Chordata, Mammalia, Primates, Tarsiidae. The record is from RefSeq and is a predicted model, not a curated record.